Messenger RNA from Periophthalmus magnuspinnatus, 3956 nucleotides. It is a transcript of the gene adcy2b, whose product is annotated as adenylate cyclase 2b (brain). Gene Ontology annotation, cellular component: plasma membrane. Bases 136 to 3555 code for a protein of 1139 amino acids. The record is from RefSeq and is a predicted model, not a curated record. NCBI's taxonomy places the organism in Eukaryota, Metazoa, Chordata, Actinopteri, Gobiiformes, Gobiidae. The transcript is spliced from 25 exons. Gene Ontology annotation, biological process: adenylate cyclase-inhibiting G protein-coupled receptor signaling pathway; adenylate cyclase-activating G protein-coupled receptor signaling pathway; intracellular signal transduction. Gene Ontology annotation, molecular function: adenylate cyclase activity.
AAGGCUGAGAAACUUUUAUUUAACGAGAAGAAACGGGGGAAAGGGAGGAAGAGGAGGAAGAGGAGGAGGAGGAGAGGAGCGUUCUUCUUUCUCAGCGCCUGUGUUCCUGUGUCUUGAGCACGCUGGCAGCUCCACAUGUGGCAGGAGGCUCUGUGGACGCGCGGUCGGUACCUGCUGGAGAGGAGCGAUGGAGGAGGCGGAGGAGGAGGCGAGGGCGCGGCGGUGGCGGUAGUGGCGGUGGUGGAGGGGCCCGACAGCGCCGCAGACGGGUUCCAGGCGGGGUUCCAGCCGGGGGACGUGUGCCCGGAGCCCCACAAGCCCCAGGACUGGCUGUACGAGUCCUACUACAGGAUGAGCCAGCAGCAUCCGCUCAUCGUGUUCCUGCUGCUCAUCGUCAUGGGAACCUGCCUCGCGCUGCUGGCGGUGUUUUUCGCGUCCGGACUGAACACGGAGGAUCACCUGACGUUCCUGAUCACCGUCCCCGCCGCGCUCUUCCUCUUCCUCUCCAUCUUCAUCCUGGUGUGUAUCGAGUCGGUGUUCAAGCGAAUGCUGCGGCUCUUCUCCCUCCUCAUUUGGGCGUGUCUGGUCACUAUGGGGUACCUCUUCAUGUUCUCCGGAGGGAUUCUUAGCCCGUGGGAUCAGGUGUCGUUCUUUCUGUUCAUCGUUUUUGUCGUUUACACCAUGCUCCCUUUCUCCAUGAGCGGGGCCAUCAUCGCCAGCGCCGUCACCUGCCUCUCGCACACCGUGACUCUGAGCUUCUGCCUCGCCACCGUCACCGAGCUGGAACAUUUAGUGUGGCAGAUUUUGGCGAACGUCAUCAUUUUUACAUGCGGAAACUUGGCAGGAGCGUAUCAUAAACAUCUGAUGGACUUGGCGCUGAGGCAGACCUACCAGGACACCUGCAACUGCAUCAAGUCCCCCAUUAAACUGGAGUUCGAGAAGCACCAGCAGGAACGCCUCCUCCUGUCCCUGCUGCCGUCGCACAUCGCCCGGGUCAUGAAAGCCGAGAUCAUCCAGCGGCUCCAAGGGCCCAACUUCGGCCGAACGGAGAGCACCAACAACUUUCACAACCUGUACGUGCAGAGACACACCAACGUCAGUAUUUUGUACGCAGACAUCGUGGGGUUCACGCGAUUGGCCAGUGACUGCUCUCCAGGCGAACUCGUACACAUGCUCAACGAACUCUUCGGGAAGUUUGACCAGAUUGCAAAGGAAAACGAGUGCAUGCGCAUCAAGAUCUUGGGUGAUUGUUAUUACUGUGUGUCUGGUUUGCCCGAGUCGCUGCCGCAUCACGCCAGGAACUGCGUCAAGAUGGGCCUGGAUAUGUGUGAGGCCAUCAAAAAAGUCCGAGACGCCACAUGUGUGGACAUCAACAUGCGCGUGGGCGUCCACUCGGGAAACGUCCUCUGCGGCGUCAUCGGCCUCAGGAAGUGGCAGUAUGACGUCUGGUCACAUGACGUCACUUUAGCCAAUCACAUGGAAGCGGGAGGCGUGCCCGGGAGGGUGCACAUUUCCUCCGUGACCUUGGAACAUCUCAACGGAUCGUACAAAGUGGAGCCCGGGAACGGACAGAGCCGGGACUCGUACCUCAAAGAACACGGAGUGGUCACCUACCUGGUCAUCAACCCCAAGACAGACCGACACAGCCCUCUCCUCGGCGUCCGCUCUCGUCCUUCUCUGGAUGGAGGUAAAAUGCGAGCGUCCGUCAGAAUGACCCGUUACCUCGAGUCCUGGGGCGCCGCCAAACCGUUCGCCAACCUCCACCACCGAGACAGCAUGUCCACCGACAACGGCAAGAUCAACACCAGGGACGUUCCGAUGGGACAGUACCACUUCCAGAGGAGGGAAAGGUCUAAGUCUCAGAGGAGGAGGUUUGAGGAGGAGCUUAACGAGCGAAUGAUCCGGACCAUCGACGGCAUCAACUCACAAAAGCAGUGGCUUAAGUCCGAGGGCAUCCAGCGCAUCUCGUUGUUUUUUCACAAUAAAACGCUGGAGAAGGAGUACAGAUCCACAACGUUACCAGCCUUCAAAUACUACGUCACCUGCGCCUGCCUCAUCUUCUGCUGCAUCUUCGUGGUGCAGAUCCUCGUCCUGCCCAGGACGGCGGUGCUGGGGAUCUCCUUCGGGUUGGCGUUCCUGCUGCUGGCGCUGAUUCUUCUUCUCUGUUUCGCCGGGCACAUUCUGCAGGGAGGGAAAGGCUCCGUCUGCUCUCUGUCCUGGGUUCCAGCUUCUUCACGGAUCAUUGUCACUAAUAACCCCUGGCUGAGACUGGUCCUCACCAUCAUGACGACCGCCCUCAUCCUGGUUAUGUCCGUCUUCAACAUGUUCUUUGUAGAGGAUCCCGGAGGAGCGCCAGAUGUUUCACAGAUCCCUCCGUCUGAAGCGCUAAUGACCGCGGCACCUGUGAAUUUCACCAACAGCAGCGACGGGAGCCCGCUUCUGCACCAGGACCACACCUCCGGACCGCCGACGUUUUAUCUCCCGUACUUCAUUUACUGCUGCAUCCUGGGCCUGGUGUCGUGCUCCGUGUUCCUGAGGAUAAACUACGAGCUGAAGAUGCUGGUGAUGCUGGUCGCCCUGGUGAUCUACAACAUCAUCAUCCUCCAGACGCACGCCCCCCUGCUGGACAGAGUCAGCAACGCCCUGACCGACACGCUCGACAGCCCUGGAGUACUCAAGGACCUGAAGACAAUGGGCUCCGUGUCGCUCUUCAUCUUCUUCAUCACUCUUCUGGUAUUAGCGAGACAGAACGAAUAUUACUGUCGCCUGGACUUCCUGUGGAGAGACAAGUUCAAGCGAGAGUGUGAGGAGAUCGAGACCAUGGAGAAUCUCAACAGAGUUCUGCUGGAGAACGUCCUUCCCGCUCAUGUGGCCGAGCACUUUCUGGGACGACACUGGAAAAACGAGGACCUGUACCACCAGUCGUACGAGUCCGUCUGCGUCAUGUUCGCCUCCAUCCCCGACUUCAAGGAGUUCUACACCGAGUCCGACGUCAACAAAGAGGGACUGGAGUGUCUCCGCCUCCUCAACGAGAUCAUCGCCGACUUCGACGAGCUGCUCUCCAAGCCCAAGUUCAGCGGCGUGGAGAAGAUUAAGACCAUCGGCAGCACUUACAUGGCGGCUACCGGGCUCAACGUGGCGCCGGGACCGGAGUGCACGCAGGCACACGACAGACAGUACAUGCACAUCGGCACAUUGGUGGAGUUCGCCUUCGCUCUGAACGGGAAGCUCGACGUCAUCAACAAACACUCCUUCAACGACUUCAGGCUCAGAAUAGGAAUAAACCACGGACCUGUGAUCGCCGGCGUCAUCGGAGCGCAGAAGCCUCAGUACGACAUCUGGGGAAACAGCGUGAAUGUGGCCAGUCGCAUGGAAACGACGGGAGUUCUGGGGAAAAUACAGGUGACAGAAGAAACGCAGCGAAUACUCAAAAACCUGGGAUACAUGUGCUCGUGCCGGGGCCUCGUCAACGUCAAAGGCAAAGGCGAGCUGACGACGUACUUUGUCCACACGGAGAUGACGCGAUCUCUGUCACAGGGGACCGUGAUGCCGUGAGCGAGCGCCGCUUUAACGGAGCCUAAAGACUCUUAAAGAACGCGACCCGAGCUGCGGCUGUUUAUAGCUGUGACUGUUGUAAGUAAGAGACUCAUUACGAGACGGUAAACGAGCAGACGAGGACUUGUGUCGUUGGCGCGUCUGCUCUUAGGCUGGUUAAUCAGGAGCGGAGCGAGAGUUUGGCCGUCGGAGCGCCUGACUAAAUACACAGAAGCUUGCUAAAUUAGUUCUUGUGGGUUGCAGUCGCCCGUGUGUACAGUAGUAGUAGCGACGCGGAGUUAAUUAGCCGUGGCGGUGUUUCGCUUCAGAGCCUGUAGUCGACCGCGCUGCCUGUGGAGAGGAAACAGUGAGCAGCCCAUGCUAGCUAACCGCCAGCGCGUAAGGUAGAUGCCAAAACAUGC